Messenger RNA from Misgurnus anguillicaudatus (oriental weatherfish), 2852 nucleotides. Its product is annotated as keratin, type II cytoskeletal 8. Gene Ontology annotation, molecular function: structural constituent of skin epidermis. Gene Ontology annotation, cellular component: keratin filament. The record is from RefSeq and is a predicted model, not a curated record. NCBI's taxonomy places the organism in Eukaryota, Metazoa, Chordata, Actinopteri, Cypriniformes, Cobitidae. Gene Ontology annotation, biological process: intermediate filament organization; keratinization.
GACCUUUUUUCCAUCCCUUCGUAUUUCAGCUUCCCACCUCGACUCUAAGUUCUCUCUCUCUCUAAAAGCAAAAAGAUGCUCAGCAUGAAGAAAACCGUGAGGUCCUACAGUAGCCAGUCCUCAGUGGGUGUAAGCAACAAGAGCUUCUCCUCUCGUAGCGCCGUUUCCAGUGGAUCGGCAGGUGCAGUCGGGGGGUUCAAGGUUGUUGGGUACAAAACUGCUUCUGGAAUACGUGGGGGCAGCCUGGAGUUUGGAUAUGCGGUAGGGAUGGGGUCAAGAGAAGGCUGGGGUUCUGCCCCCACUAUCUGUCCUCCGAUCACAGCCGUAACGGUUAAUAAAAGUCUCCUUGCGCCUCUGAACCUCGAAAUUGAUCCCAGCAUCCAAGCCAUCAGGACGCAGGAGAAAGAUCAGAUCAAGACCCUCAACAACCGCUUUGCUUCGUUUAUUGACAAAGUGCGCUACCUAGAACAGCAGAACAAAAUGCUGGAGACCAAAUGGUCUCUUCUGCAGGAACAGACCAGCAGUCGGUCCAACGUUGACGCUAUGUAUGAGAAUUACAUUGCAAGUCUGCGCAGACACCUAGAUGGUCUGGGCCACGAGAAGAGCCGCCUGGAGUCUGGCUUACAUGACAUAACUGGCUUGGUUGAAAACUUCAAGAGCAAGUACGAAGAGGAAAUCAGCAAACGAAAUGACAGUGAAAAUGACUUUGUAUUCCUUAAAAAGGACGCUGAUAAGGCAUAUCUGAAUAAAGUGGAGCUGGAAUGUAAAUGGGACAGCUUAACAGAUGAGCUCAACUUUCUUAGACAGAUUUAUGACGAGGAAAUUCAUGAGCUCCAGCGUCAGGUCAAGGAUACAUCAGUGGUUGUGGAGAUGGACAACAGUAGAGAUUUGGACAUGGAUGCAAUAGUUGCCGAAGUCCGUGCUCAGUAUGAGGAGAUUGCCAACCGUAACCGAGCUGAGGCUGAGAGCUGGUACAAACACAAGUAUGAAGAAAUGCAGCUGUCGGCCACCAAACAUGGAGAUGACUUAAAAAGCUCAAAAGCUGAAAUUGCAGAGUACAAGCGCAAUAUUGCACGCAUACAAUCCGAGAUGGAAGCUAUUAAAGGGCAGCAUUUAAAACAUCAGACUCAGGUCACCGAGGCAGAGGAGCGGGGUGGAAAGGCUGUGAGAGAAGCGAAACUUCGUCUCCAGGAGCUUGAGGCGGCUUUACUGAGAGCGAAACACGACAUGGCCCGUCAAGUGCGCGAGUACCAGUCAUUAAUGAACAUCAAACUGGCUCUUGACAUUGAGAUCGCCACCUACAGGAAACUCUUGGAAGGAGAAGAGAGCAGGUUGUAUAGGUCCCACAAUGUCUCCAUCUCUAAACAGAACUCCUAUGACCUUGAAAGCAGACGCCUUGCAAGAGUCUCAUCUCAAAGUGCUGGGCAAGAUGUUCUCGACGUGGGUCUGCUUAAACAGGAACUCGUAGUUGCUAAGGGUGACGGUGGCAUUUUAACAAAUGAGAGUUUUAAAGCUGCCAGCAGUUUAACCAGCAGCAGUGCCACCAUUACCAAAAGCACAAAGACCACCAUCGUCACCAGUGAGAAGAAACUCGUAGCUUCUGAGGGACACGUGGAAGUAACAAAUACAUCUGCUAGCAUACAAGAGAGGAAGGUUUCUGAAUAACCGAUGAACUGAUGAAUUAAUGUGCAGGGCUGUUGGUUAAAUUCGAACAGAAGAACACGUUUUGGAUGGGUUGCACCCGUUUCUCACUUAAGCCUGAAAAAAAUGAUUCAUUCAAUUUACAAAUUUUUUUUAGUUAAGUGAUCGCAAACAAUUUAUUUAAGCUAAAUUUAAACAAAAAAUUGAAAAACAAAACAAAAAGCUUUUGUUAAAAUGUAGCACAAAAAAUGUAUUGCAACCACUUACCUUAAAAAAUUUAGUAAAUUGAAUUAAUAAUUUUUUCAGUGCAGGACAAAUUUUGCUGUUGCCCUACUUGUGCACUCCAAAUUCAUUUACAUAUAAUUAUAUUAAAUGCUUUAUAAUAGUAGAAAAAAAAUAUUUAUAUGAUGGACAGUGUCUAAGCUGUCAUCUUUCAAGAAGUACACAUUUGUACCUAAAGGGUGAAUAUGUAAAAAUUCCAUAUUGUAAUUAAAAUUUUAAGUUUAAACAAUUUAAAAAUUACAAUUAAUCAACUUUCUUAACUAUUGCGGAAUUGCUAUACAUGUUUUAAAUAAAGUUUAAAUAACUUAAAGGGCACCUAUGGCCUUUUUACAAGAUGUAAUAUAAGUCUCAGGUGUGUCCAGAAUGUAUCUGUGAAGUUUCAGCUCAAAAUACCCACAGAUCAUUUAUUAUAGCAUGUACAAAAUGCCCCUAUUUGCGUUGGAGCAAAAGCACGCUUUUUAAUGUUCUCUGUACCUUUAAAUGCAAAUGAGCUACAGCUCCUCACUUCCUUACAAACAGACAGUGAGCACUUUCAGUUAAAAUAGAUCUGAUUAAUACAGUCUGAGACAAUAGUAUCUAGUGGACAGAGUACAAUUUGCUGAGGUUGGAAGCUAUGGUAAUGCAAGACUGUAAGUGGGCGGGGUUUAUCGGUGUGACCUCACAUUGAUAAGAAAAUCAAAACGGCAUGUCUAAUGAGCUUUGGUUUAAUGAGGAUUAAAAAACAAGUAUCGGGUGGAUUUUUUUUCAUAGGGUUGUUGUGUUCACACACACACUCUUAGAACGGAUGUGUUAAAAACAACACAUUAGUGUUGAUUCUGGGACAACGCACUAAAUGCGUUGUCCCAGAAUCCACCCAUCUUUGUGUUAUUAUUGAAACAAAACUUUUUGUGUUAAGCUUUUAACACAUUAUGUGUAAUUUUAACUCAUUA